AUGCCAGCCCACAACAGAAUCCUGACGAGAGCUUGUUCGAAACUUCCUAUCUUGGUCCUUGACAGUCUUCGAAAAGGUUCGAUGGGAAUUACACUAGACGAAAAGCACCAACUUCUUCUUGAAGAAUCUCAGCAAAUUCUGAAGAAGUUGAAGAAGCUGGAGGAGCUAGAUGUCUAUUUCGAUGCAUCUGAGAAUGCCCCAGCGGAGGUCAAUAUGCAGAGAAAACUAGCCUCUAUCAGGUCAAGCGUUCAAGAGAUCCAAUCCUUCUGGCUACCCGAUGUUCUACGGGCAUGUGACUUAUAUCAUUACAGCCCGAAAACUAGUGGGAAAGAAGAUUCAUUCAAAAUUCCCCUUGAAUUCCUGGCCAUGCUACAUGAAGCAGCAGGGCUAGCAUACAAGGACCGGGAUUUUCAACUGGGGAUCGAACUGCUAGAUUUUAGCUGUCACAUAUUUUUCCACUCCCGCUUUGACAUAAACGGAGAAGAAAGAGCCAAAGACGAGGAACUUGCUACAGCAGAGUUCUUGUAUACACAAAUUGGUAUUGAAAUGGAAGACUAUGACUUUGCAUAUGAGCAUAUCAAGAAAGCGAUGCAGCAAUACCUUGAUCAAAGGUCAGACUUUCGUGUUGAGGUACGCUACCGGGAGCGAGAGUGGAUGCUUCGAGGUUGCAUGGCGGAAGCAUUGGAUGGCAAGGGCUCCCAUAAAGAGGCCGAAAGAUACUAUCGCGAGGCCCUCAGCCUCCGGCCACUUCAUAAUAAAUACAGUAGGUACGAGGUGGGCCUCGGAAGGUGCCUGCUUUUGCAGGGAAAAUCAACUGAGGCUAAAAAGCAACUUGCGAGUUUUCUCCUGGAGCUCGAAAGAGCACCUGGUGCUGUGAGUCGAACGAGAAAUCAUUGGAUUGGUCUUACUCUUUACUGGCUAGGAAAUGCACACGAUGGUGACGACGGCGCUACGGCAUUCGAGUUCUAUUUUCGGGCUUUCGAGAGUCUGAGGCUCUCGUUGGGCGAAGCAGACCCUAUGUUUGGAGCGGCAAGCUACAAACUCGGGGAGCAUCAUUACACUCAAGCCGUCACUGAGUCAUCUGAUGUCAAAUUCCAUGCUGAUGCCGCGUUGCUCUACUUUCGCACAGCGUUGGAGGUAUUUCACUCCGGGCAUAGUAGCGAGUAUCGGAAGGCUGACCGUGCUCGUGCCUUGUACAAGAUCGGCUGUACCUACGAAGUCUUGCGAGGGCUGGACGAGGCAAAACGAGCCGAAUACUCACAAGCAGCGGAUCAGGCAUUAGACAAGGCUUUUGAUUUGCAAAAGGAGAUCAUCAGUACUCGCAACUUGGAUUUGAACGAAAUCAUUCAUGAUCAACUGGUUAGCCGGUGGUCCCGCUAG
This is a messenger RNA of Penicillium coprophilum, 1380 nucleotides long. RefSeq names its product tetratricopeptide repeat protein. The transcript has 4 exons. Gene Ontology annotation, molecular function: protein binding. The record is from RefSeq and is a predicted model, not a curated record. Bases 1 to 1380 code for a protein of 459 amino acids. Lineage: Eukaryota; Fungi; Ascomycota; Eurotiomycetes; Eurotiales; Aspergillaceae.